Dimorphilus gyrociliatus is the source of this 4419-nucleotide messenger RNA. The record is from the annotation of a GenBank genome assembly. Lineage: Eukaryota; Metazoa; Annelida; Polychaeta; Dinophilidae.
ACAUUGUUUUAGACCGUUGCAAAAGAUGCUUCAGAAUUACAGCAAAUUCCUUUCAAAUAAUACAACAAACGAUAACCAUAGGUUUUCAUUUGAAAAGCAAGAUUUAUUUGUUUUGGUUGUUGCAGUUUUUGUUUUAUUUGUCAUUUGUGCUCCUUUGAUAAUAUUCUUAUCGGCAAUGGUUAUUGGAAAGUAUCUUAUGACUUCUCAACAAAGAAAUAAGAAUGAUAAUAUAAACAAUUUAGACUGGAAAUUACUUCAAUACUCUCGAGAGACAGAUAUUUAACAAACUAUGAAGAUGAAAAGGAAUAGUUAGAUAUUAACAAUUUUCUUUCUUUUUUUGCCAAUUAAUAGCCUUGAAACGAAGAUUUUAAUUGAUUAUCUCACAAAAAAAUGAUGAAUGUAAGAUGCUUCUCUUUUCAUUCAAUAACUUAUGAGGUAGACACAUUUUCUUUUAGAAUAAAGGAUACAUUCUUAAAAUAUCUUAAUAGUUUAUUAAAAUACUUUAUAUCAAUAUAAAAUAAAAAGUUAAAAAAUAGCCAAACGACCUUAAAAGAUUCUACCACUUUCUUAAUAUACAAUUACAAGGCCUAUUUUAUGGAAAAGUCUCCUUAUGGAACAAGAUAUUUAUUAAUAACUAAUAGGGAGGAAACAUUUCUCAUUUAAUUAUUAUUACCGAACGGUACGAGGUAUUAAAUUGUGAAAUAACAUUUAAUCAAAGCGUAUGUAAAACGAUAUGACAUUGUCUUUUGUACGACUUUUAACUAUUCUAAAUUGUAUAUGUUUUAUUUUUGCUUAUAGGAGCUAAAAGCUAACCAACAGUGCAAUAUUUUUUCCUUCUUUUACUAUGAAAUCGAUCAAUGACACCAAACUAGUAGGCCUAUUAAAAUCUAGGCUAAAACAUAAUUAGUUAUUGUAAAAUACUUGCGCAAUACAUACAAUAUGUAUAUAGUGUGUUUGUUAGCAGUUGUUUCUGUACCUUUUAUUUUUACGUUGAGAAGAAAAACAUUAGAUUAUAGGUUAAAUAAAGUUAAUAUAAUUAUUUAUUAAACGAUAUUAUUUAUAUUAACACAGAAAUAGAUGUUGUAUAUUUCGUGUUUAUUAUUGUUUUUGUUGAAAAUAACAACUUAUUUAAAAAGAUAUCAAAGAUAUUUAAAAAAAAAAAAGACAAAGAGAGAAUCUUAAAAAUUUUAUACCUAGUUAUGAGACUUAUUAUCUACUAACGGCGGUAUCCAAACCUAAAAAUUGCUUCAUAACCUCAUAUGUUGAAAACGAUACUGCAACCAUUGGUGCUGCUUUCAUAUAGUUAACAGUUAAUCCCCUAUAUAGUCCAUUAACAACUCCGUAUUUUAUAUAAACGUAUUUUAAUGUACUUGAACAACUUCGGAAGAGAUACUGCUGUUCCGGUGGGUACAUUAUGGCCAAUUGCAUUUUUCUCCUAACAACGUCCAAAGGAUAUGACACCGUUUGAGCAAAAGCACCUGAAAUAGCUCCGCACAUUAGCUUUGCUGGAAUAGAUAAGACUUUACUAUUUUCCUUAUUUGGAUUAUCAGAUCCAAAUAUUUCAGGCGCAUUUGUUAAUAGUUGAACUUUUAGAGUUUCAAAACAAUAAAAUGACAAUCCAGCAUAUGGAACCAUACCAAAGAUAGUUGCCGUUAUCCCUCUAUAGAAUCCUCUUAUGCCAGAGUCUUCAGUAAUCAUACAGGAUAGAGCAUGAAUAAUUCCUUUAUAUAUUCUUGUAUCACUUCCUUGAAAAGCAAGUCUAGCUCGAAUAAUAUCAAGUGGAUAAGUGAACAACACAGCAGUUAAGCCUGCCAAAGCCCCAGGAACUAAUCUGGAUAUGUGACCUGGUCCAAAAGUGUUUAAAGCUAACGGUUUAUAAAAUUCAUAGCUUGUAAAUUGUAUUGCGGCAUAAGGAAAGAUUCUUAUCAUUUGUGCACUAUUGCCUUUAAAAAGUCCUUGGAAUCCUUCUCUCUUUUGAAUGGCUAUGAUUGCUGAAAGUACGCCUAAAUGUUUGUAGUGUUGAUGAUGAGCUUGUAAGAGUAUUUUAACUCUAUCAAAUGGUGCAACAGUUGUCUUUGCAACGCAUCCGGCUACUCCUAAAAAACGAAGGGAGAUUUAUUCCAUAUAUAAAUAUAGAUUAUUAUUAAUAUUUCAAGUUAAAAUGUCAUAUGUUUCAAUAUCAGCACAAAUUGCGUAAUUCGCCAAUAAAAUUUUAAGAUAACUUAUGAAAUUGGAUAGAAAAGAUAUACAAUUUGUUCAAAAUUUGUGAUCAUAAACAAAGAAUAAUAUUUAGCGAUAGUUAAAUCUUAUUAUACAAAAAGACUCUCACUUAUGAUAAAUAUUAGAUAAUAUUUGAUAGUUCAUUAAACUCUAGUUCUUUUAUUAGCAAUAAACAGGUGUAAAGUUUUAGACUAAAAUGGAAAUAGACUAUUAUUUUAUAACAUUUGAUAAAUGAUCAAAUAUUACUAAUAUCUUACCUCCAGCUAUAAAGGUCUUUACAUUCUCUCUGCUCGAUUUUUUCAUUUUUACAUCCAGUUUCUUCCAUUUCUGGAGUGAAGGUCAAUAUGUAAAAUGGAAACCGGUAUGAAAAGGAAUGUUUUACCAAACAUUUAUAAGAAAAUGUUAUUUUCUUUUUUAUCAACUUAAUAUAUGACGAUUGCCUUUACAUAUUUUAAUAUUUAGUUUAUUACUAUAUGAAAACUGACAUAUAUACGAAAGGAGCGUUAAAUUUAGUUUAAAUAUUAUUAAAAUAAAGUGAUUUAGAACAAAUUGCGAUGCUAUUUUGUAAGCCUAUAUUUUCAAACUUUUUUCUCAUUAAUUUUCUUGCUUUAUUUGUGGAGAGAAUCGAAAAUAAGCCAAAUAAUGUUGUUAUUAUUUUAGCGGAUGAUGGUGGCUUUGAAAUUGGUGCUUAUGGCAAUAAAAUUAUUAAAACACCCAAUUUGGAUAAUCUUGCAAAACGCAGUAAACUUUUUACAUCAGCAUUUACUUCUGUAUCUUCCUGUUCACCUUCAAGAGCAUCCUUGUUAACCGGCCUACCACAGCAUACUAACGGAAUGUAUGGUUUACAUCAAGGAGUUCACAAUUUUAAUUCUUUGAAUAGCAUAGAAUCAAUAUCCAAGGUUGUUAAACAACAUGGAAUCCGAACUGGUAUUAUAGGCAAGAAACACGUCGGUCCUGAACUUGUUUAUCCAUUUGAUUUUUCCGAAACUGAAGAAAAUAAUCCUAUAAAUCAAGUUGGAAGAAAUAUUACAAAUAUCAAACUACUUGUAAGGAAAUUCCUUAAAGAAUCGGCAAAUUCCAGUUUUUUUCUUCUAGUAUCCUUUCACGAUCCGCAUAGAUGCGGACAUAUAACACCGCAAUUUGGUCCUUUUUGCGAAAAAUGGGGUAUUGAUGGAAUUCCCGAUUGGAAUCCAAUAAAGUACGAUCCUAGAGACGUUAUCCUCCCUGAUUUUGUACCAAACACUCAAUCAGCCAGAGAGGAUGUUGCUGCCCAAUAUCAAACAAUUUCCAGGCUAGAUCAGGGGGUUGGACUGGUUAUGAAAGAGCUAGAGCAUUAUCUUGAAGAUACUCUUGUUUUCUAUACUUCUGAUAAUGGAAUACCCUUCCCAAGAGGACGUACUAAUUUAUAUGAGUCUGGUUCAAAAGUUCCCCUUCUAGUCAGUUCUCCUAAAUCCACGGAAAGUUGGGGAACUAAAACAAAUGACCUUGUAAGUUUAUUGGACAUUGCACCAACUAUUUACGAAUGGUUUAGAAUUCCAUCUCCUGUCAUUCACAGAAAUCCGCAUAAAAAACUUUCUUUACCAGGACAGUCUAUACUUCCAAUAAUAGAUGACGUAAUCGGACAAACUAGGGACUAUGUCUACUUGAGUCACAAUCUUCACGAAGUAACUAUGAAUUAUCCUAUGAGAGCGAUAAGAAGUAAUCAUUAUAAGCUAAUUCAUAAUUUGGCGUCGAACAGUCCAUUUGGUGUGGAUCAAGAUCUAUACGUUUCUCCAACGUGGAUGGAUAUGAUGAAAAGGAUAAGGAAAAAGGAAAAUUUGAACUGGUUUAUUACGCUUAAGCAAUACUAUUAUAGAAGUGAAUUUGAAUUGUAUGACCUAAUAGUUGAUCCAUUAGAAAAAAACAAUUUAGCAUCCAAACCCGUCUAUGACGAAAUCUUGUACAAUUUAAAAGAGCAACUUCUUAAAUGGCAAAGCAAAACUGAAGAUCCAUGGAUUUGUUCUCCACACGCCGUUCUUGAAGAUAAAGGAUCUUAUAAAUAUUCUCCACAAUGUUUGCCCCUACACGACGAUUUAUAAUUAAACGAACAGACAUAUUUUUCUUACAAAUUACUUAAAGAUUUGUUUAUUCAUUUAAAGCUUUUUACUUAAAUUUCAAAUUAAUAAAAAAUGGUUAAAAAAAAAGUGUUAAUGAUUAACA